AUGCGGCGCGCCCGACCGGCAGAAUGGCCCUGGACCAAAAAAGAAAGUCUCUCUGAUCCCCGCGACGGGGCUAGACCUCCACCAACCAUGUCGAAAGAAGCGCAGCUCUCAAUCGCUGAGCGCGACUUCAUUCUUGAAGCCCUCCGCCAGGAUGUGCGUCUUGAUGGCCGUGCAGCCGAUGAAUACCGCUCGCUUAAUAUCUCUUUCGGUGAAGAAUAUGGACAUGUGAAGCUGCAGCUUGGAAAGACACAGCUCAUUGUGCGCAUCUCUGCGGAGGUCACCAAACCCCAAGAUGACCGACCGUUUGAUGGCAUAUUCAAUAUCAAUAUGGAGUUAACCAACAUGGGCUCACCUGCUUGGGAAUCUGGACGAUCUAACGACCUUGAAGCCGCUGUUACGCAUACCCUUGACCGUGUCAUCCGCCGUUCCAACGCUCUGGAUACCGAAUCUCUCUGCAUUCUCAAGGGUGUUAGCUGCUGGAGCAUCCGUGCCGAUGUUCAUGUGGUGGACUACGAUGGAAAUCUUACAGACGCUGCCUGCAUUGCGACCAUGGCUGGACUCCAGCACUUCCGCCGGCCGGAUGCUGUGGUCAGGAACGGCAAAGUCGUCGUCUACGGCUUGGAGCAGCGUGUGCCCGUCCCACUCAAUAUCACACACAAGCCUCUAUCAGUCACUUUCCACACUUACAACGAAAGCAAGCACGUCAUCGUCGAUGCCACCCUCAAGGAAGAGCAGGCAGCCGAAGGUGAUCUCGUCAUUGGCAUCAACAAUGCUGGCGAUCUCUGCUACGCCUCUAAGAUUGUUGGUGCGCCGGUGGAUGCUAUGGUCAUUGUGAACAAGACGAGUGUCGCGUGGGAGAAGGUCAAGGUCCUCAACGCUGCCAUUGACAAGGUCCUGCAAGUUGAUCUGGCUCGGCGUGCAAAGGUUGGCAUGGCCGAUGAAUCCCGUGCAACGAACGACCGAGAAGUUCAACCCGAAUAA
This is a messenger RNA of Penicillium brevicompactum, 981 nucleotides long. RefSeq names its product exosome non-catalytic core subunit RRP45. Gene Ontology annotation, cellular component: cytoplasmic exosome (RNase complex); nuclear exosome (RNase complex). The transcript has 3 exons. The record is from RefSeq and is a predicted model, not a curated record. Gene Ontology annotation, biological process: exonucleolytic trimming to generate mature 3'-end of 5.8S rRNA from tricistronic rRNA transcript (SSU-rRNA, 5.8S rRNA, LSU-rRNA); U5 snRNA 3'-end processing; nuclear polyadenylation-dependent rRNA catabolic process. Lineage: Eukaryota; Fungi; Ascomycota; Eurotiomycetes; Eurotiales; Aspergillaceae. The coding region runs from base 1 to 981 and encodes 326 amino acids.